This is a messenger RNA of Nipponia nippon (crested ibis), 1201 nucleotides long. RefSeq names its product troponin T3, fast skeletal type (gene TNNT3). Gene Ontology annotation, cellular component: troponin complex. Gene Ontology annotation, biological process: regulation of muscle contraction; skeletal muscle contraction; sarcomere organization. Gene Ontology annotation, molecular function: tropomyosin binding; troponin C binding; troponin I binding. The record is from RefSeq and is a predicted model, not a curated record. NCBI's taxonomy places the organism in Eukaryota, Metazoa, Chordata, Aves, Pelecaniformes, Threskiornithidae.
AUGGGCAUGGCCGAUGAGGUCGUGAGCCUGAGGUGUUCAGCAAUGCGCCUCUGCUCGGUGACCUUCAAUGUGAAAGGCUUGCUCUUUCGGAAAGGGGAGGGGACACGGUGGGUGAUGGGCUUGACAGAGAGGUCAGGGCUGGCCUCGUUCACGGGUGAGAGGCUGGACCGAAAGGACUUGGCUUGCUCCGAAGCUAGGAUGGCGUUUUUCUUGGCUGCCUUCUUCAGCAGCUUCUGGAGCCGCAAGUUGUCCUUCCCAGGCUUUGUUCAUGAGCCAGAGGAAGCCCCUGAAGAAGAGGAGAAGCCCAGAAUAAAACUAACUGCUCCUAAAAUACCAGAGGGUGAGAAAGUAGAUUUUGAUGACAUCCAAAAGAAAAGGCAGAACAAAGACCUGAUUGAACUGCAGGCCUUGAUUGACAGCCACUUUGAAGCCAGGAGAAAGGAAGAGGAAGAGCUGGUUGCCCUCAAGGAGAGGAUUGAGAAGCGCAGAGCUGAAAGAGCAGAGCAACAGAGAAUCCGGGCUGAGAAGGAGAAGGAGCGUCAGGCAAGGCUUGCAGAGGAAAAGGCACGGAGAGAGGAAGAAGAUGCCAAGAGAAAAGCUGAGGAUGAUCUCAAGAAGAAGAAGGCUCUGUCCUCCAUGGGUGCCACAUACAGCAGCUAUCUGGCUAAGGCUGAUCAGAAGAGAGGGAAGAAGCAAACAGCUAGAGAGACAAAGAAGAAGGUCCUGGCAGAGAGGCGCAAGCCCUUGAACAUCGACCACCUUAAUGAAGACAAGUUGAGGGACAAGGCUAAGGAACUGUGGGACUGGUUAUACCAUCUGGAGACUGAAAAGUAUGACUUUACAGAGCAGAUCAAAAGGAAAAAAUACGAGAUUGUCACCCUCAGGAACCGCAUCGAUCAGGCUCAGAAGCACAGCAAGAAGGCAGGAGCCAAGGGCAAGGUUGGCGGGCGCUGGAAGUAAAGAACCAGGCAGGAUGGCCCUUAGUGGCGUGCCGAAACCCUGCUGGUCUCCUCUUUCUUCCUUCACCGAUCACUUGUGUUCCCACGCCUCAACGAUAACAAAAAUUGCAACAUCAGCCUGGGUUGGCUAUUGCUCCUGCUUUUCUUCUUUUUCUUCUUGGAGGGGUCUGGCAGCUUCCUCAGUCAAAAGGAAGCAGGUUCCCUGUGAAACUGAGAUGACGCCUUGCUGGCAUCUUCAAUUC